Helobdella robusta is the source of this 567-nucleotide messenger RNA. RefSeq lists its product as hypothetical. The transcript is spliced from 5 exons. Lineage: Eukaryota; Metazoa; Annelida; Clitellata; Rhynchobdellida; Glossiphoniidae. Bases 1 to 567 code for a protein of 188 amino acids. The record is from RefSeq and is a predicted model, not a curated record.
AUGACACAAAAGUUUAAGAAUUUUUCUGGAAUUUGCAAACCGGAGUCGAAAAUUUUUUCCCCAAAGUUAGAGUUGGAUUUUUUGAGGGACCAGAGCCGAAUUCCGACACACUGUUCGAAAGUUUCAACUGAAAAAAAAGAGACCUCGAAAGCCUUGAAAGUUUUAAAUGAAGGAAAAGAAGCCUUGAAAGCUUCAACUGAAAGAAAAAAGACAGCUAAAGUUUUGACAGUAGAAAUAGAAGCUUUGAAAGUUUUGAUUAAAGGAAGAAACCUUGAAAAGGCCUUCAAAGUUUUAACUGAAGAAAAAGAGGCCUUAAAAGUUUUAACUGAUGAAAAAGAUGUCUUGAAUGUUUUAAUGAAAAAAAAAGAGGCCUUGGUCCUGAAGGUUUUAAUUGAAGGAAAAAAGCGCUCCUCAAUGAAUUUUGAAAACAGAUGGGUCUUGAGAUCCGCUCUGAACUUCGCAAGUGAUGGAGAAAUAGUUAGAGAAGUAGCCAGUGCAAGAGAACAAGAUAUGGAGAUAUAUGAGAAAAGAAAGGGGCACGAGCAACUAUACGAGCAGCAGAGUUAA